Caenorhabditis auriculariae is the source of this 2537-nucleotide messenger RNA. The record is from the annotation of a GenBank genome assembly. NCBI's taxonomy places the organism in Eukaryota, Metazoa, Nematoda, Chromadorea, Rhabditida, Rhabditidae.
AUGAGAGAGAUAAAAAGUAUUCGCCACAUCAGUGCUUAUCUCGUCCGCAAUGCCGCCGCCCUUUUACUGUCGGCACAGCGCCCAGCUUCUCCUCGCUCUGUCGACGUCAUGAAUUUCCUUCUACUUGCAGGUUUUUUCCGUUUAUAGUAGAACUAAAAGGAAACUCUUAACUUUGUGCUUGGGAGUUUGAAAGUUGGAUCGCAUACUCUUUAAUGUACUAGGAUAUGAUUCUGGAGUCUCAACCUGUAAAAGUUUCUAGUUUUCGGAAACGAACACGUCAACGUCAAUGAGAUUCAGGCUGGUUCAGGCAGAUGAGCCUUUUUUUUUGGAAAAAAUAAGGUUUUCCCGUUUGAAAGUGGUACUUCAUCAAGGAUUCAUGCAAUGGUAGUUUGAAAGACGGUUUAUUGUGAAAAGAGGUACUUCAUAAAGCUGAACCGAUUUGCUAUUACAAGAGUCGGAACAACCAUUGAAACUCGGAAUCGCUACCACAAUAGUCGAAAAGCUUGAAGAUUCAAUUUUUAUCGACUUUUGCUUUUCAACAAUUCAUUGCAGCGGCCUUCAUCGGCUUGGCCAGCGCUCAGUUCGGUAAGGACAACUGCAACCAACAACUCUUUCAAGCCUGUAACAGCCAUCUGGGACAGUUCUGGAGCGUCGAGUUCGUGUCGUCUCAUGGUGUUUUUUGUUCAGCGGACAGAUUUCAGCACUUCCACGGCCUGGAGCGACAUCAGCGUCCUCGAUCGGAUCACGCAGAAUCUUCUGCCGUCGCCGUACCCCAUCGACAACCUCGUUCACGUCUGCAAGUAAGAUGCCAACAAAAAAUGAGCGGUUUACCCCAAAAAUUGAUAAAGCAAACACAAAGUUGUCCAAGUGUUCAAUCUUUCCCAUUAGGGAAUGGUCUCAGCUCACGAUGGGACUUAUAAAAGAAACUAAAAACGCUAGGUGCUCUUUUUUUUACCUUGAAGAUCUGUGAAAACUUUGUGACUGCACAAAAUUUGAAAAAUGAUCGAAUUUAUUUCAGUGGUUGGUCUAACUUUUACGGAUGCCUCGGCCCUCAGAACAUCAGAAAUUGCCUCGGACUCGUCGGAUUCGUAGGCCGUGGAAUGGCUCCGCAAAUGGUAUUAUCUCAGUUGAGCCAGAGAAAAUGUCUUCCAGGCUUAUGCAUACGAAGGAUUCCUCGCCGACUGGGGUUUCAAGUGCGGAGCUGGCUUUUUCGGUGAGAAAGGUGCAGAGCGUUCGAACAAACUUGUUCAGCGGUGUACGAGGCGCCGAACGUGGCGAGCUGUGUGCAGAACACCUACGUCAACUACCAACAGGAGUCCCAGCAAGCCUUUGGCCCUUACCUCACCAACACCACCAAUGAUCCCGCUAACGCCUGCACGUAUGAGCUCGCAUCUGUUCUCUCUUCUCGGAACACUGAGAUCGUCUUCCAAGAGACCAAAAGACUUGAAAAUAGGAGGGCUGAAGGGUUAUUUGGUGAUCUGAAUCCUUUGCUCGAAUUUGUAUGAGGAGUAUUUGUUGUCCCUUCUUAACAUAUCAACGUUCUCAGUUAGGGUGAAUUUUUGGCAGGAAGCUGUUUUCAGAUACGCUCAAAAUCUGAUGAACAGCCUUCAGAAGGUCUACCAAAACGGUCCCUGCAGAGCCAUCGAUCCCGUAAGUUUUCUAUGAUUCUUCCGACCUGAUGCAUUUUUCAGUCGGUCGCCGGCUGGUACGGCUGCACCUCGGCGCGCGAAUACACUAACGCCCAGUUCUACCACUGCCGCCACAUCACCCAGUGCGCAAGUAAGUUUUUUUAAGGGAGCCGCACUUGGGAUACUACUCCGUAGCUCAAAAAGAUUAGAAAAAUAUGAACUUACAAUGGGAACAAUAUGGACCGCAAAAAAAGAAGAAUGGGAUUCAAGUGGUAUGAACUCAGACGAAUCCUGGGAAGGUGUUUGGAUAGGUCGGAAGAUUAAUGGAAGCUAGAAGGUCAUGAGAAGGCUUUGGGAGGUGUUCAGAAGGUAGUUGGAAGGUUUUUUGAAAGAAAGAAAAGAUUCGAAAGGCCUGCCAGAAGCCUUCCAGCAGACUUCUGAAAGGUGAGUAGAGGUGUUGGGAAGGUAAGUGGAAGGAAUCACUAGCUGGGAAGCUUCCAAACACCUCCCGAGGAACUGAAAGUUGGAGUUUUCUCACUUUUACCUGACCUUUUACCUGGUGAGAAAACAACUUAACUAGAAUUUUAGUAUGCUCAAAUAUUUCGACAAAGAAAUAAUUUUUUUUCUUCGAAAUAUUCGAGCUUCUGAAGUUUGUCGACUUUAAAGAAUAUAAAAAAACUUUCAUUCAUCCAUAUUUUCAGCACCCGUGUCGCCAGUUACAAUGCGAAUCAACGAACAGACCGGAAAGUCUGAAUUCCUUACCGGUAAAUUUUCUUUCAAGUAUAAAUCACACAAAAACAAAAAUAAUUGAAUAAAAAGGUAACAUAUCUUCCUGUUUCAGGUCCAACCUACGUCGUGGAGAAAGACGUAGCUCGCAUCGACAAGCCGCAGCGCUGGAUCUCCGUGUAA